AUGUUUUCAAAACAUAAAAGGAGAAAUAAUAUCUCUUCUAUAAACAAUUAUAAUAAAUAUAAUAAUACAGUUAAGUUGGAUGAAAGAGGCCUUCAAGAUUCGUUAAAGGCAGCACAGAUAAUCUUUCAAAGACAUACUACUAAUACUAACAACAAAGGCAGUAGUAGUAAAGAUAAUAAUAAUGUAUAUGGUAAUAACGUCUCUUCGGCUUCCACACCAUGUACUAUUUCUCAAAGCAAAGAAAGCAAUAAGAAUAAUAAUAAUAUAAAGAGGCUUCCGAGAAAUCAAACAAAUACCAAAUCCAUACCUAUAAUAAAACAUAACGAUACCUCUUUAAAUAACACUAAUAAUCAAAUUAAAAGAAGACAACAAAAUAGCACUCAAGAAGAUAUGGUUAAUCCGCCAUCUAGAAGAAAGAAUGAACAUCAUUCAAAUCAUCAUGAUGAUAUAGUAAAACUCCGUCCGCCUAAUCAAUUGCCUAUCUCGUUACAAUCUAGCCGUUCUCCCUCGCCAAGUAAUGACAGUGUUAAUAGUAGUAGUGGUAACACAUCUGUAUGUGAAUCCUUAGUUGAUAAUGCAGAUUAUGAUGAUCUUUCAGCUCAAUCCCCAGUUGACCGUUACAUUGAUACGCCAAAACAAUAUUUAAAUCCUUCUUCUGAUUUUACAAAAUCUAUAUGUUUAGGAAAUAAUAAUUUAAAGGGGAAUAAUAUACAAGUCUCUAAAAAUAAUAACUUAAACAACAUAUAUGGAUGUGAUGCUAGUCUGUUACAAAAAGAUAUACAGUCUAAAGGGAAAUUAUUAAAAGAUAAGCAAACUGAAUUAAAUAUACCAAGGCAACAGAUUUUGGGAACUAAGAUAAAUGAAAAUAAUGCUUCACAGUUAGGCAAUCCAAAUAACCAAGAGCUCAGCAAUUCCCAUUAUUUCCCAUCUGCUAGUAAACAUUAUCGUAUACCUCCACCAAUAUUGGUUAAUUCUAAGGCGGUCGAUUCGAUGAACUCUCUUAAUCUAGUCUCUUCACUUACAAACAAUGAAAGCAACGCAAGUACUAUAAAUGAUUUGUUUAUGUCUUCAUUAGAAUCUAUAUCUGCAAAUAAUAGUUAUAGAUCCUUUCAAGAGGAAGAUUAUACUAACUAUAAAAAUGAACAAAAUGAAUGGAUUAAUAAAAAUAUGAGAAAAAAUGGGUCUCAAGAGUUAUUCUUACAAAAAUCUUUCAAUAGUGAUAGUGAUUUCAACAACGCCACUAGUGAUCAUAUUAAAAACUAUAAUAGUUCAGAAGAUGAAGCUAGCUCUGAAAGUGAGAUUGAUGAAAGAGAUUAUGAUGAUGUUGAUAUUUUUACAUUGGGGUCGGUAGAUCCAGACAACAUAUCAGCAGGUUCUUUUUCGGAUGAUGAUAUCUUAAUUAAUAAUGGUGUUAGAAGUCCUCAAAAAUCUAAAAAGAGUAAAGGGGAAAAGGUUAAGAAGAUUGGUAAAAUUUUGAAAGUUACUGGUAAAAAAGUGCAUGUACCAGAUUUGAAGACAAAGGAGGAUAAAUCUCCAACUAAUUUUCCGAUUCGUUUAAAAGAAACAAUGAGACAGGACACCAGUAAAUCUUUCAACGAGGAUAAGCCAUGGAAAAAGCACAAAGAUGCGAAAUAUAUUGAGGAAAAUGAUAGGAAAAGAUACGAAGGUGUAUGGGUUCGUAAUAGGUUUGCUUAUUUGAACCUAUUGCCAUGGUGGCCACAAGAUACCUCUGAUAGAAAUGACAGUAAUUUGAAUGAUAGUAACAAGAUAGUUGGUGAUGAUAAAGAGGCUAGUGAAGACUCUACUCUUCAUAAAUCCACUUCAAGUGAUUCUGAAGAUAUUGAACCCUUUGUGGAUUUGCCAGAAGAUGGGUUAAUAUUGAAUCUUGUUGUGAAAGCUAUUUGGCAAAGAUCUAACUUACCUAAUGAGACAUUAUUUCAAAUAUAUAAUUUAGUAGAUACUAGACAAGAUGGAACUUUGGAUCGUAGGUCAUUCAUUGUUGGAAUGUGGUUAGUGGAUCAAUGUUUAUAUGGAAGGAAGUUACCGGAGGAAGUUCCACCAAUAGUUUGGAAUAGUGUAGACAGUUACACAAUGAAUUUAAUUCAAGUACGGAUGGCACAUGAAUCCAAACAAAAACAAAAGAAGAGUAAAAGAAAAUUAAUGAAGAGAGAGCUUAGGCACAUUAAACAAGGAAUUAAGCAUGUUCAUUUGUGA
Molecule: messenger RNA, 2214 nt
Organism: Arxiozyma heterogenica
Lineage: Eukaryota; Fungi; Ascomycota; Saccharomycetes; Saccharomycetales; Saccharomycetaceae
Gene: TAX4
Product: Tax4p
Exons: 1
Coding region: 1-2214 (737 amino acids)
Molecular function (GO): protein binding
Source: RefSeq, a predicted model, not a curated record